AAUUGUCUCGACUUGCCACAGUCAGCUUUGGGAGCGCCUAUCCCAAGCUACUCGGCCUGUGAAUUUGCCUGCUGUCAAUUUGGUCUUUCACCGCAAAAUGACAGAUAAAGGACUUACGGAUGAGGCUGUGUCCGCAGCGUGCAAAGAAGGGGACCCUAUCACCCAGGAUUACAUGUUGCAGCAAACUAUGCUGAGGGUGAAAGACCCGCUCAAGUCUUUAGACUUCUACACCCGCAUCAUGGGCAUGACGUUGCUGCAGAAAAUAGACUUCCCAUCAAUGUGCUUCACACUCUACUUCCUGGGUUAUGAGGAAAAGAAGGAAAUCCCUGCAGACAUAAAGGACAGGACAGCAUGGACUUUCUCCCGACGAGCCACCAUUGAACUCACACACAACUGGGGCUCUGAAUCAGAUGAAAAUCUAUCUCAUCACAACGGAAAUUCUGAACCAAAAGGUUUUGGUCACAUCGGAAUUGCUGUACCUGAUGUUUAUGCAGCCUGUAAAGUAUUUGAAGAAAAAGGAGUAACAUUUGUUAAGAAGCCAGAUGAUGGUAAAAUGAAGGGACUGGCCUUUAUACAGGAUCCUGAUGGAUACUGGAUUGAGAUUUUGAGUCCAAACAACAUGUUCACCAUAACGUCAUAUAAGCGUCAAACUGAGAUAGUACAAACUGACUUGGUCAGAAAAGGGAUGUGAUGAAAAAGUAAGAGAAAUUGGAGGAACCAAAGGGUGUAAUGUGAGGAAAUUAAGAAGUGAAGAUUGAGCAUUUGCUUACGAUUGGGAUCACAUACAGAUACCCGCUGAAGGCCUACUUAAGCGGGGGGUGGAAGUAUAUUACAAAUAUACUGACGUAUACUUAAAUAUACUACAAGUUCAUAUAAUAUACUGCAAAUACGAGAUGUACUUUUCUAGUAUAUCUUAGGUUUACUAUACAUAUUACAUCAUUACACUUCAAUACACUUAUUACAAGUGUACUUAAAAUGYAUUGUUUUUCAGUCUGUAAACUAUAUGUUACCUAUCAUUACACUUAACACAGUUAUUAAAAUUKUAUUUUUAAUUAA
This is a messenger RNA of Salvelinus sp. IW2-2015, 1056 nucleotides long. RefSeq names its product lactoylglutathione lyase-like. NCBI's taxonomy places the organism in Eukaryota, Metazoa, Chordata, Actinopteri, Salmoniformes, Salmonidae. The record is from RefSeq and is a predicted model, not a curated record. Gene Ontology annotation, molecular function: lactoylglutathione lyase activity; metal ion binding.